Molecule: messenger RNA, 1062 nt
Organism: Cottoperca gobio
Lineage: Eukaryota; Metazoa; Chordata; Actinopteri; Perciformes; Bovichtidae
Gene: id1
Product: inhibitor of DNA binding 1, HLH protein
Exons: 2
Coding region: 129-527 (132 amino acids)
Biological process (GO): negative regulation of transcription by RNA polymerase II; circadian regulation of gene expression; cell differentiation
Cellular component (GO): nucleus; cytoplasm
Molecular function (GO): transcription regulator activity; protein dimerization activity
Source: RefSeq, a predicted model, not a curated record
GCCCAUGUGGAUGUUGCAAACUGUCAACAUAGCCUUGCCAAGAUCUCUAAGAGGAGGAAAAGCCUCACUGCUCAACUAUUUUUUUCCUUUAUCCCUCUUUGGAAACUACACCUCUCGCACUAAUCAAGAUGAAGGUUGUCGGAUCUACCUGCGCCAUGAAGAGCAAGGUCGGCGGCGAGGACAUGGUGCGCUGCCUGUCCGAGCAGAGCUUGACCAUCGCAAAGUGCAAGAUCCCGCUGCUGGACGAGCAGAUGAGCGCCUUCCUCCACGACAUGAACAGCUGCUACAGCAAGUUGAAGGAGCUCGUGCCUACGCUGCCCACCAACAAGAAAGCCAGCAAGGUGGAGAUCCUGCAGCACGUCAUUGACUACAUCUGGGACCUGCAAGUCGAGCUGGACGAGCCGGAGAAGAGUCGCCAGCUCUCCGCCAGCGGCGUCACGCGUACACCGCUGACCACGCUGAACGCAGAAAUCGCGAGCAUUGCAGUGGAGAAUGGAUGCUCAGACGACAGGAUUAUGUGCCGUUAAGAGCUCGUGGAGCAUCGCGCCAUCACCCCAAAAAGCGAGCACCACGGAAAACGAACAAGGCUAUGUGAUGUGACUUUUCAAACACAUCUGUAAAAAACCUUGAACUGUGUAGGGACGUUUCAAACUCCCAAUGCUAGAAAAAUAACGUUGUGUGGACAUCCUCCAGCUGCGAGGAUCUCUGUCACUCAAGGCUCUCGAUUCAUCAGAGGGCCCUGAGAGGAGAAGAAGAGCGGUGGUGUCCAGAUAUAGACUGGGUUAGCCCGCGGGACCAAGACAUGUUCAGUGCAACCAGCGUCGCUCGUUGCUUGUAGAGUUUCUAAAGAAAGCUAAUGUUUCUGUUAUGCUCUUUGUAUCUUGUGUAAACCAUAUAGAGAUAUUCAACAUUUUGUAAAAGAAGAAAAGUAAAUUUCUCAGAUUCCUGAGCGACAAACUGUAUUGUAUAUUACAAUGCCACAUUAUGUGAACAUAUUGUUUUCUCACAAUGUACCUUAUUUGUGUUUUUAUUAAAACAAGACAAUUAUUUUUGAAACAAGAA